GGCUUCCUUAGCUGCGGGGAGCUUGGCCAGAGGUCUGCAGCUGCUGGGUUCUGGCCUCGGAGGUCGCGGGUUCUGCUAUCGCGAUUCGGUUGUGGCGGUCGCGAUGUUUUUUUCUGAGGCUGGGGCCCGACCACGGACGUGGGAAGCCAGCCCCUCAGAACACAAGAAGUGGGUGAAAGUGUUUAAAGCAUGCGAUGAAGAUAACAAAGGCUAUCUAAGCAGAGAGGACUUUAAAGUGGCUGUUGUAAUGCUGUUUGGGUACAAGCCCACCAAGAUAGAAGCUGAUUCUGUGAUGUCUUCAGUAAAUCCAAACACUUCUGGCCUAUCACUUGAGGAGUUUUUAAGUAUUGUAAGAAAAAAGAAGGAAGUUCAACUCCAUCGGAACGAGAUAAGACACAUCUUCACAGCUUUUGACAGGCACUACCGUGGAUAUUUAACAUUGGAAGAUUUCAAGAAAGCAUUUAGGCAGGUGGCUCCCAAGUUAUCAGAACGGACCAUUCUGGAGGUAUUCAGGGAAGUAGAUCAAGACUCAGACGAUCUUGUGAGUUUUAAAGACUUUGAAUAUGCCAUGAACUAUGGACGAAAUGAAGCCUAACUAUGGUGAACUGCGUUUGGCAACUUCUGGGGAGACAAAGAGAUUGUAAUGUAUAUUUCCAUGUCAGGCUCCACCCCUCUGCUCUGCUAAUGAUGUAUUAAUAAGGUUCCAUGCUUGUGA
This is a messenger RNA of Puma concolor (puma), 715 nucleotides long. It is a transcript of the gene EFCAB11, whose product is annotated as EF-hand calcium binding domain 11. NCBI's taxonomy places the organism in Eukaryota, Metazoa, Chordata, Mammalia, Carnivora, Felidae. The record is from RefSeq and is a predicted model, not a curated record. Gene Ontology annotation, molecular function: calcium ion binding.